CAGGUGAGAUUUUAGCUGUAGGCAAGCUGUUCUAGAACCUGGAGCUUCUGACAGCUACUGGAAUCCAAGCUGACUUAGGACAACAGGAUCCCACAGUAGGAAACAUCUGUAAUUUCCCGUAAUUUUCAAAAUGGACACAAUUGCAGCAGAGGGAAAUAAAUUAUGGGGUGGAAGAUUUGUUGGCAGCAUAGACCCCAUUAUGGAGAUGUUCAACUCUUCCGUGUCCUAUGACAAAAGGAUGUGGUCAGCAGACAUCAGAGGAAGUCAGGCUUACGUCAAGGGUUUGGAGAAAGCUGGCUUAGUGAACAAGUCUGAGAUGGAAGAAAUUGUGACUGGGCUCGAUAAGAUCCAUGGGGAAUGGUCUCAAGGAACCUUCGUUCUCAGUAAGGAUGAUGAAGACAUACACACAGCUAAUGAACGUCGCCUCAAGGAACUAAUUGGUGACACUGCAGGAAAACUCCAUACUGGAAGAAGUAGAAAUGAUCAGGUUGUCACAGAUAUGAGGUUGUGGCUGCGGGAUUCAUGCUCCACCUUAUGCAUCCAUUUAAUUCGUCUUAUUCGGACUAUGGUAGACAGAGCAGCCAUAGAAGUUGACAUACUUUUCCCAGGCUAUACACACAUGCAGAGAGCUCAGCCUAUUCGCUGGAGCCACUGGAUACUAAGCCACGCAGUUGCAUUAUGUAGAGAUGCUGAGAGGCUGGGAGAAAUAAAGAAGAGAAUCAAUGUGUUGCCGCUGGGAAGUGGUGCUAUAGCUGGAAACCCAUUAGGUGUGGACAGAGAACUCCUCCGCAGGGAACUGAAUUUUGACUCCCUCAGCCUGAACAGCAUGGACGCAACCAGUGAACGAGACUUCAUAGCGGAGUUCCUAUUUUGGGCAUCUCUGUGCAUGACUCACCUUAGUAAAAUGUCUGAAGAUCUUAUCAUCUACAGCACAAAGGAGUUCAGCUUUGUGACCCUAUCAGAUUCCUACAGUACUGGGAGUAGCUUGAUGCCUCAGAAGAAGAAUCCUGACAGUUUGGAAUUAAUACGCAGCAAAGCUGGACGUGUGUUUGGCAGAUGUUCUGGAUUUCUCAUGACACUUAAAGGACUUCCAAGCACUUACAAUAAGGAUUUACAGGAGGACAAAGAGGCUAUGUUUGAUGUCUGUGACACCAUAUCUGCUGUACUUCAGGUGGCUUCCGGGGUUAUUUCAACAUUACAGAUAAACAAAGAAGCUAUGGAGAAUGCUUUGAGUCCAGAUAUGCUGGCCACUGAUAUAGCCUAUUAUUUGGUCAAAAAAGGGAUGCCCUUCAGACAAGCUCAUGGACUGUCUGGUAAAGCUGUGCAACUCGCAGAAAGCAAGGGGAUUUCUGUCAAUAAACUCUCUUUGGAGGAUCUAAAAAGCAUCAGCUCUCUCUUCAGCAGUGACGUAUCCAAAGUGUGGAAUUACACCAAUAGUGUGGAGCAGUACACGGCGGCCGGAGGGACAGCAAAGAGCAGUGUGGUUGCUCAAGUUGAGCAGCUGAGAACCUGGAUGAAAAAUCACAAGGCAUAGAGGUUUCUGUGAAACGGCUAACUGAGAAACUGAAGAAAUACAUUUAGUGAUAUUGGCUCUACUUAGUUGGGGCCAUUACCAACUGUGCCUAUAAAAGCUAAUAAUGGAGUAGUUUAGGAUGGAUUGACAAUGUAUUAUAAUUACACAUUGACACUGCUCAAUAUCCUACGCUAUAUUGAAUUUUGUGCUCUUAGAGGUUAUAUGGCAAGUGACAAAAUGAGAAAAGAAAUUAAAUGCUCCAGUGAAAAUAAUUUUCCAUUAAAACUCUUAAUAAAA
This is a messenger RNA of Pelobates fuscus (common spadefoot toad), 1810 nucleotides long. RefSeq names its product argininosuccinate lyase (gene ASL). The record is from RefSeq and is a predicted model, not a curated record. NCBI's taxonomy places the organism in Eukaryota, Metazoa, Chordata, Amphibia, Anura, Pelobatidae. Gene Ontology annotation, molecular function: argininosuccinate lyase activity. Gene Ontology annotation, cellular component: cytosol. The transcript is spliced from 17 exons. Bases 131 to 1534 code for a protein of 467 amino acids.